AACAAUGGUUUGGAAAUGGAAGGGAGCACGUCGACCCUAAAACCCAAAACCCAAAGGGAAGCAACUAUCAGGGUUCUUCCCCUUCUCUAUCUGUGGUCGUAUCUGGGUCUUCACCUCUCAGGCACAAGAACCCAUUUUGAGGGCAGUUUUCCUGAAACAAAAUUCACCGGCUGUCAAUUAUGGGUAGCCAUGGAUGUGACCAAAAUGGGGUUCUGAGAUCCUAUUCAGGUUCAUCACCAAGCCAUUACAGUCUCAAAGUAGACUCAUUUUCAUUCAUGACUGAAAAUUCAGUGGAAGGUUAUGAAGCAGAGGAGUUUGCAGCUGGAGGGCACAAAUGGAAAUUGGUGAUAUACCCAAAUGGAAACAAGAAAAGAAAUGUGGAAGGCCACGUCUCUCUCUACUUGGAAAUGGCUGGAGAAUAUUCACUUCAGGGUGAUUGGGAGAUAUAUGUGGAUUUUAGGUUGUUUUUACUUGAUCAGAAAAGGGGCAAGUACUUGGUUCUUGAAGAUGCUUUCGCAAAGGAAAAUUGCUUUCAUCGGGAAAUGCUGCGCUUGCCUGGUUUUGAUAGGCUCAUGCCUCUUGAAGAGUUUACUAAUGCCUCCAAUGGAUAUGUAGUUGAUGACACCUGCGUGUUUGGUGCUGAGGUCUUUGUUUGUAAAGAAAGAACAAAAGGCAAAAGAGAGCGUUUAUUAACGACAAACAAUGCAGUUAUGUACAAGCAGGUUUGGAAGGUUGAGAACUUUUCAAAGCUAGAUGAUCCAUUCUAUAAGUCAGAACCAUUCGUUGCUGGAAACCAGAAAUGGUAUCUCUGUUUAGCCUUCUUAUCAAUGUCCUUCUUUUCAGCAAUAACAAAGUAGAUGCUUAAGUUUUGAAAUAUUAUUCUGCACUAACUGCCGACAACACGUACAGUUAAGUUUCCAAUGGAAAAAAUAGAGUUCUUGUAAUUGAACUUUUGACUUGCAGGCAGGGUGAAUUUAAUUGUUCUUCAUGUGUUGAUUGCAGGUAGAUACAGUUCUAUCCCAAGGGAAUUGCCCACGGAAUGGGGACUCAUCUUUCUCUUUACUUGGCAUUAUUUGAUUUUAAACCAACUCCUCCUGUGUUCAAGAUAUUUGCAGAGUUUUGUGUUGGACCGACAAAGGUGGCAGACAACCCCGAAAGGCUGGCAGACAACCCCGAAAGGCUGACUUAAAUCAUGCCUUAUAUUAGGAAUAUUGUUUUUUGUAAUAAUAGAGUUUUUUGUAGAUGUAUAUAUAUGCUCUGUUAGUAGAGAUCAAAAUAAACAACAUUCCCAAAACAUUCUCGUUCAUUCUGAUAUGGUAUCAGAGCAGAGAUCCAAUUUGGAAUCUGUUCCGCUGUGUUUUUUUUCUUUUGUUUCUCGGGUUCUUUUGAGUUCUUUUGGGUUCUUUUGUUUAAUACAGAUUGGUUAAUACUGACACUCUAGCCAAUUCUUUUCUUCUGAUCAAACACUAUCUGAAACCCAUAAACCCAUAACCUGUUUUUGAUCUCCAGUCCUUGGUAUCUCAUCUGAUCACCUCUGAUCGCAUCCAUCCCAGAUCGGCGUCAUCCAUCCCAGAUCGGCGUCAUCCAUCACAGCGGCCCCUGCAAGCCAGCAACGCACGCCAGCUCCACCGCAGCCUCCAGUCUCCACCCACCGCCGCUGUUGCAACACCCAAGUCGGCAAAACUGCGCCUGCCCACGAGCGCAGUCCACUCGGCCCCGCCUGCGCAGAUCCCGGCCCCGCGCGGCUCCAAGCCUCCUGUCACCCUCCGCCUCACGCCUAGCACCUGCAAGAGAAAAAGAGAGGGAGACAGAACAGAAAGAGAGAGAGAAAAGAGAGAAAGAGACAGAAAAAGAAAAAAAAAAAAAAGGAG
This is a messenger RNA of Rosa rugosa (rugosa rose), 1871 nucleotides long. RefSeq names its product ubiquitin C-terminal hydrolase 12-like. Gene Ontology annotation, molecular function: protein binding. NCBI's taxonomy places the organism in Eukaryota, Viridiplantae, Streptophyta, Magnoliopsida, Rosales, Rosaceae. The coding region runs from base 180 to 857 and encodes 225 amino acids. The transcript is spliced from 4 exons. The record is from RefSeq and is a predicted model, not a curated record.